Rhizopus microsporus ATCC 52813 is the source of this 907-nucleotide messenger RNA. RefSeq lists its product as uncharacterized. Bases 11 to 871 code for a protein of 286 amino acids. NCBI's taxonomy places the organism in Eukaryota, Fungi, Mucoromycota, Mucoromycetes, Mucorales, Rhizopodaceae. The record is from RefSeq and is a predicted model, not a curated record. The transcript has 2 exons.
UUUUUUUUUCAUGUCAAAAAUAGAUAAACUAAUCACCCUAUUAAGAUUUAAAAAGAAACAAAUAGUCAUGGAGAAACAAUAUGAGCCAAAAGAAGAUUCAGUUACGCUUGGUGACAUGUCAAGUAUGACUCCUAACGUAGAGCAGACUGAAAAGACAAACGAAUUGACAACAAAGGAGGUAGCAACAGCUACUGUGAAUGAGUUGAUAGUAACAACUACUCCUGCAAACGAAAAAGAAAGGAAAACUACGAAACCCGAUGCAUUGCCUAACAAAGUAACCGAAAGAGUAUAUCAUUUUCGACAAGCUAUUAUAGCUGAAGACACAAGCAAUCAUCAGCCAACGGCCAAACAAGACAUUAGACAGCCAGAUGAGCGAAGGAAAGAGUUGACAGUAGUAGAUGAUAAAGACCAUACACAUCAUACGGAGGAUAAAGACGAUAAAUAUGAUGACAAUAAACAGCACAUACAUCAUACAGAGGAUAAAGACAAUAAAUAUGAUGAUGAUAAAGAUGAUGAUAAGGAUGAUAAAGAUGAUGAUGACGAUGAUAAUGACGAGGAUAAUCACAAAGACAAUGAUGACGAUGAUGAUGAUUUGGAUGAUAUUUAUGACAGAAUAAUGCCAGCUAUUACAUCAAACACUAUUUCAAAAUUCACAAUGACCUCUGUUGAUCCUAUUGUCACAUCUUUUCUCGUGGGCUAUGGUGCUGCAGCUGGACAUGCAGAAGACGAAAUAGAUGGUCUAGGACUGGUUGGUAUGGUUCAACCUUCAGCCGAAUUCAAUUCAGACGCAUGUAAGGUUAGUUUCAACAGCUUGCUAACAUUAUGGAUAUGCAUUAUGACAAUUUAUUGCCUUUGGAUAAGACGAUGUUGAUACCUUAAUAAAUUUAUUUAUCCUUCAUGAUUCUCG